CAUAUCAACAUCAACCACACACACCAUCACCUGGGAAGAACCUGUCGUCACCAAUUACUUCCAAAUUAAAGUCAAAUUUCGAGACUUUUUAAGGAUAUAAAUAUGUCUCAGUGUUGUAUAGCGAUGAGGGAGAACUUAGGAGCCGUGUGUGAUAACUGGGACGCUGGUGAGAGGAGAAAUUUCAUUGCUGCUGUUGUUUCUGGAGCUUUAUUCGCCCUGGGUUGGUGGCUUGUUAUAGACGCAGCCGCUCGUUACCCCAGCACUGAAGAGUUCAACCACGCCUACCAUACAUGUGGAGUGAUCGCUAGCCUGGCCAUGCUAAUGGUAAACACAGUCAGUAACGGACAAGUACGCGGGGACAUGUACACAGACGGCUGCAUCGGUCCUUAUGGUGCUCGAGUGUGGCUCUUCCUCGGGCUAAUGCUCAGCUUCGGGUCGCUCAUCGCAGCCUGUUGGAUCCUCUUCGGGGGCUACGUCAUCGCAAAGUCCGCGGUACAGUGGCCAGGCGUUGCUAUAUUUCUCCAGAAUAUGUUUAUCUUCUUCAGUUCAAUCAUCUAUAAGAUCGGCCGCUCAGAGGACAAUUGGAGCUAGACGUUCACUUUCCCUAUGAACGUUCAAGCUCCCUCUCGUCGUUCACACACCUCGACGAAUGUUCACGCCCCAGAUUAAUGUUCACUCCUUCGACGAACGUUCAGAAUUGUAAAUUGCCUGAUAAUUCCCCUUGUGUCUUUUCCAUAUACUGUAUUAGUGGGGAUAUUAGUCUGUAUAUAAUUGUUUAAGCGUAGUAACUAAUCCUUUAAACAGGCUAUUGAACUGUUUUAUGUGUUUAUGAACGGUGAAGCCUUGAAUGACGACGGUCCUCCAAUAUUGCAGUGUGAGGUGAAUCAUUAAUUACUGUUAAAAUAAGCAAUAAUGAGAUGUGUUCCCUCGUGUGACCUUUUCAUGUCUUUCGUGUGGCUUUUUACGCUCCUCUACCCCCCAAAAAACUAUACAAUUAAUGAAAAAUACAAAUUAUAUUCUUUAAAUGAUGUUUGUGAAUGAACUUUAUACAAUAUAAAUGAAUAAUAAUAUGGUCACACAAGAGGAGAUGGGACGCUAUUGUUGUUGUCAGUGUUAACAGCCAUAGUGUCAGUUAUCAUCUAAAACUGAAGAAAAUAAGACCCUGGUUGUUGCUGUAGUCAAAUUAAUAUAAAAAAAAUAUGUAUGUUUUACUUAAUAAUAUGUUCAUUGCUUGUUCCAUAUAAUAUCCACAGACCUCUCACCUUUUUUCAUAUCGUUUUAACACAUCUAGUUUCUCGGUUAAGCUUAUACACUUUCUAUUACCUUUUGAAACAACACUACCAUCACUUGCUCAGGUUGAAUAGGGACCCAAAAAAUGUCGUAAGAGGCCCGAGAAGGUUUUUCUCCUAUUGCUGUUCUGAUGCGUGAAAACAAAAGGUCCGCCAGCUGCGAGUGUUUAUACCGGGGUCACCACUCACGAGCCAGGCAGUGUCCGUGCGCAAGGCAUAUUUUUUACGUGUGUAAUUCAUAUUGGGAUUUUGUUAUUAUUUAUAUGAAAUUGUAAUUUUACUUCAUUUUUUAUAAUAUUUCCGUCAUAAAUACGAAGGAAAUAACGGUGUAAAUUGAAUUGGGUCGUAAAUUAACCCAGGGUCUUAAAUAUGAACCAUCGUUAGUAGAACCGUCGUUAUCGGAGGCUUUACUGUACUGACAAAGGUACAUUUUUAGGAGUAAUAUUGUAAUAAUUUAUCCAUGACUAAAACACCAUAUUGCACUGUACACUAUACCUUCAUUAAUAUGACCAAAAGGCGGCCUCUAUGUCACCUUAUUUAUUGACAAAUUUGUAUUAACCGGGAUUGGAUUAUUCGACGCUUGAUUUUGUGUUUGUUUAUUUGUUUGUUUUAAGGCCACGUCAUUUUUUAGUCCUGUUUAUUUGUUGGUUUUCUUGCCACGGCAUAUUUUUAGUCGCAAUCCAGAUUAUAACGAUCGUAAUUAGCGAAGGUAUAGUGUAGGUGCCGUAGACUAACAAAAACACAGGUUGUCGUUGUUUGUUAUGUAUCUUGGUGAACAAAAACAGUAGUUACAGUAGUUGUUUUUUGUUAUUUUAUGUUCAUUUAGGAUUUUAAUUUAAUUUCUUUAGCCCCUGAGCGACACGGGCACGAAUGUAACCACGUCCUGGGUUCGUGUCCUGACCUGGGAUAGAUUUGAGAGGGGCAUUAUCCAGUGUGACCCUACCAUCAGGUGACAUUGUGUUACAUAAGGUUUGGUUAGGUUCGGCUAUACUAGAUUAGGUGAGGUUACUUUAGGUUAGGUUAGGUUAGGUUAUACUAGAUUAGGUGAGGUUACUUUAGGUUUGGUUAGGUUAGGUUACCAUACCUCUCUCUUGUAUUAACACACUGGAUAAUAAAGGUCGCAACAAACUAACAGGCCAACGACCCUUAAUGGCAAGUAGGCUGAUAAAUAGUGAAAUGGGAAAUUAAAUAUCACAACGGAAACUUCAAAAAUAGGGACCAAUUUGGAUUAAACCAUUUCCCUUUUUUUUUCUGCAAUUUUGGAUUAUUUCCCAAUUACAGGUGAACUUACUACGAUAUUUAUAAGUGUCGAUAGUGACUUGUGUACAGCCCCUGGGGUUACUACAGUUCUAGAUCCAUAAGUACAUUAUAAGUGUAUGUGAAAAGUAUAUGUAAAGUGUAACUACAGACUUAUACUGUGAAUAAAUACUUAUAUUGUUACUUAUAAACACUCCCUGGUGACAGAUUACUUAGAAAAUGAUGUUAAAAGUCCUGUACAAGUUAACUGUUUGUUUGUUAGGGUGAAAAUCCUAUAAAAUUUCCUCCUCGGUGGAUUUGAUUUGUUUAUGAAGGAAAUCAAGUCAUUUUUCUAAACAAGUAGCUCGUCGUUUGGUCUCGUUUACCUGCGGAGUCACAUCGUUAGGCCGUUCUCUCACCUGUGUUCACGUUUUGCUUUAAUUAUUAUUUUAUCGUCAUCUCUGCCUUUUUUAUUUAUCUGUUCAUUGGAGGUCUCUGUACUUUUAGCUGUAGUUCUUGAGUAUAAAUUAUAUCUGUAUUUA
Messenger RNA from Homarus americanus (American lobster), 3067 nucleotides. Its product is annotated as transmembrane protein 50A-like. The coding region runs from base 103 to 591 and encodes 162 amino acids. Lineage: Eukaryota; Metazoa; Arthropoda; Malacostraca; Decapoda; Nephropidae. The transcript is spliced from 5 exons. Gene Ontology annotation, biological process: protein targeting to vacuole; late endosome to vacuole transport via multivesicular body sorting pathway. The record is from RefSeq and is a predicted model, not a curated record.